Molecule: messenger RNA, 804 nt
Organism: Fusarium vanettenii 77-13-4
Lineage: Eukaryota; Fungi; Ascomycota; Sordariomycetes; Hypocreales; Nectriaceae
Exons: 2
Coding region: 1-804 (267 amino acids)
Cellular component (GO): nucleus; cytoplasm
Source: RefSeq, a predicted model, not a curated record
AUGACGGCCACGUCGGGACCCAAUGGGGCGAAACAACAAAAGCCCAACGGCAAGGGGGCUAAGAAGGAGGUCAAGAUUCUGAUGCUUCAUGGCUUCACACAAUCUGGUGCUCUCUUCCGUGCCAAGACUCGCGCCCUUGAGAAGCUCCUCGUCAAGCUUCUCAACCCCAUCUCUCUCCUCCCAGUUCUCAUCUACGCCACUGCUCCCAACCGUCUGAGUGCGGAGGACAUCCCGGGUUAUCAACCACCAGAGGAACCCCCUGCCGAGGACUACCAGCCCGACACCUGGGCUUGGUGGCGCAAGGACGAGGCUACGGGCAACUAUCGUCUUCUGGAUGAGGGCAUGGCAACUGUCGCUGAGGCGAUCCGUGAGGCGGGCGGUAUUGACGCUGUGGGUGGCUUCAGUCAGGGCGGUGCUAUGGCCGCUCUUGUUGCUGCAGCACUAGAGCCGGAGCGGCCACUGCCCGAGGGCAAGGAGGGUGACUGGGCAAGAGGACUGAGAGAAGCCAACGAUGGAAAGCCUCUCAAGUUUGGUGUCUUUUACUCGGGCUUCUGGGCAACACCCGAUUCCCUCCAGUUCUGCUUCGAGCCCAAGAUCAAGACCCCUACCUUGCACUACCUCGGCAGUCUCGACACAGUUGUGGAUGAGAGCCGCAGUCAGGCUCUCGUGGAUCGUUGUGAGGAGCCUCUUGUCAUGGUUCACCCAGGAGGCCAUCAUGUACCCGUCAACAAGGAAUGGGGAAUGCCCCUGGCUGGCUUCAUUAAGCAACAUGCCGAAGAGAAGGAGCUUAAAGCGGACCUAUAG